AUGCACGAGCUACUGAAGCAUGUGCUCAUGGAGCGGGACCUCACCCGCGCCGGGGACAUCUUCGCCAUUCCAGAUGCUGACAUUGUUGACGAUUUAAACGAAGUGCUGAAACAAAUAACAGAGAUUUCAUCCAGACCAGAUUACUGUCGAAAUGAUAGAGAUCAAGCUCUUAUAGAGAUAUGUGUUGCAAGAGUCACAUCAUGUGUGAAGGAGACGGGGACUCUGGAUAAGUACUGCCGAUCUUUAGUGGAGCUGCUAGAGUCCUGCCUACACCAUAAUCUUAUGCCAAUUGGCCAUCUACGGGAUGAUGAUCCACCUCAUGCUAAGAUUGCCUCUGAUAUAAUAGCAUGCAUUGUUUUGGUAUCUUUCCCAGUGCAGUCUGACAAAGAACACUAUAGCAACAAGAGUGUGAUGGAACUGUUUCUACCGGUUGCCGUCCAGUUCUUACAUAAAGGCAAUCGAGAGAUUUCGAGACACAUGGCGCGGUAUCUAUCCCUCGCCGCCGUACAUCACGCCGUGUUGUUGAAACCUCAUGUACAAACUAUUAUGGACUCUAUCAUGUCUGAUCAGGGUCGCGUGCGUCUUUGGAGCGUCGUCGUUUUUCCAGCGGCCGCGCACCGUCAACGCGGCGCUGGCGAAGCGGUGCCGCGACGUCAACGCUCAACAGCUAUCGAACGCUGGAUUACACAGCGCUGGCGUCCGGUUGACGGCAAUAGGCUCGACGAAAAUGAUAGUAACUACCCUCUCUGUCGCAUCCUAACGAACCUGUAUGAAGUAUCGCCAGACCCUCUCGAAGGUCACGCCUCAGCACUGGUAUCACUCCUGCCACACGCUGAGCCCGUAGAGAAGAAUUCUCUGUUCACUUUGUUCGAACAUAUCGCCGUGCGCAAGCCAGACGCUUUAAAGAACUGUGUGCCGCAACUUCUGUCAUACCUCUGUCCGAACACCGCCAGUACUAAUGAUCCUGGAUGUAUGUGCGUCGACAUAUUACAGGUGAUCAGCUGCGUGUCGCGCAGCCGCGUGUCGCUGGUGGUGGAGCACGCGGCGGCCGUGCGGCGCGGCGCGCGCGCCCCGCACGCGCACCCGCACGCCGUCACGCUCGUCGCCAACAUACUCACGCAGCUCGGAUACACCGCCAGGGAGCGUGCCCAAGAAGCGCUGAACUUCGUGGUGGAACGCUUGAGUAAUGGUGGCGGGGAGCGUGCACAGCAGGCUGCACUACUGCGGGACGCCACCUCUCUCUGCAGCGCCUACCCCGCGCUCUUCACCGACAAACUGCUCACCGCCGUCAGGGCCAACCAGAGCAGUCGACCUAAAUCCGGGUCGAGUCAGGGCGAAGUAAAUCGCACAUCGACCGGGGUCACCAUCGUGAGACUGGGAGGAACACAAGGGACGAACAAUCCAGUCAGUGGACACACACCGGCUGUCAAUAUGACAUCGACGUCAGGGAGUACAGCGGGUACAACGGCCGCCCAUACAGGUCCCACGGGUGGGACUACGGGAGGGAGUGGGACUACGGGUGCGGUAAGCGGUGGAUACGCUCGACGAGCGAAGUUAGGGGACUCGAGAAGUACUGGGAGACUGCAUCCAGGACCAGCACCACAUCGAAGCAUGACGAGGCUUAAUGUUGCAGGUGGGUCAGUGGGUGGUUUACAUAAAAGUAUGACACGCCUUUCGUCGUCGCAGCAAAUCAACACGCCUCCUAAUGGCACCACUAAUACAGCAUCGAGUAGCAAACCGUCAUUAGCGUCGAGUGGUGCAGUUGGCAGUGGCAAGUCGAGUGGCGCCAUCACCGUCACUACCAUCUCCCCACCACGAGUGUUAAGACCCACCAGCAGGUCUCACCACCACCAUAACAUCAUCAUUGGACCUUCAACUUCCACUAACACUGGUCAAACAAUUUUAUCCGGACCAUCAACACUACAUCCGCAAGCAAUAUCCGUAAAUCCACUCACAUCAGGCAAAUCUUCAGAUGCUUUAACACCGAUCACUUCAUCUGUAUCCAUCCAACACUCAAGCACAGCACUAGGCAACGUAUCCGUAAUUACAUCAGGAGCUAAUACAAAUACUUCCUCCGGACCUAUAAAUACUCCAAAUUCUAAUCCGAUAUCUAUAUCGGGGCCAGUGACAGUAACUUCUCGGCGCGCCAAUAAUACGAGUGUUACAAUGAUCAAUACAAAUUCAAAUAAUAAUUCGAACUCGAAUCACAGGAUCAGUGUGUUCGAGCCUUACCCCAUGCGGGAUACAGUACAACAUUUCUGUGAGAAACAUUUGGAUAAGAUCAAGGCGUAUAUGGACAAUGUGUCGCUAAGAUUGCCACCCCCAGCCAAGUGCACUAUUGAAGAGCGUCGCAGCAAGAAGCAGGCGCGGCUGCAGUUCGCGUGCGGCCGGCGCGGGCCGCACUGCCUGUACGCGCGCGCGCUGUUCUCCAUGCGCACGCGCGCGCCCCGCGUGUGGAUCCACCUCAUGUUCCUGGCGCUGCAGGCGCGCCACGACGCCGCGCUGUCCAGCCGCGACCCCACCGUCGCCUCGCUCAAGCACUGCUGGGACAUACUCAAGUGCGAGAACAAGACCUUUCUCACGCUCGUCACCGGCGCCUUUCCUGGCAUCAAGGAACAAGAGAUGUUGCUGAAUGAAUUACGCGCGGCAGGGUUCUUCGACGUGUUCGAGGUGGUGGCGCGACGCAAUGACGGAGCUGCCUUGCCUCCCACACAGGCAACCUGGGGCUGCUUCUUAUGCACGCACCCUGAGCGUGCGGUGGGUUUCUUGGCAGCUGAUGGUGCACCCGUUAUAGAGGGACAACUCAAAGAGAAGAAGGGUCGGUGGAGACUCUUUAGGAGAUGGCGGACGAGGUACUUCACGUUAUCUGGGGCACACUUGUCCUGUAAGGGUUCCAGUGGCGGCGAGAGUAUUGACAUCAAUCAAAUCCGCUCGGUCAAAGUGUCAAGAGGCGCACGCAAUAUUCCCAAAGCCUUCGAGAUCUUCACGGGUGACCAGACGCUCAUCCUCAAGCCGAAGGAUGGUAAGAACGCCGAAGAAUGGGUUCAGUGCCUCAGUAUAGCAGUAGCUCACUCACAAGCAAGAGAUACACCAGCUAAGGCCAACAGUCUCCCGGCAAGAGGACUAACUCUCAAGAGCUUCUAG
This is a messenger RNA of Arctia plantaginis, 3144 nucleotides long. The record is from the annotation of a GenBank genome assembly. NCBI's taxonomy places the organism in Eukaryota, Metazoa, Arthropoda, Insecta, Lepidoptera, Erebidae.